Molecule: messenger RNA, 2208 nt
Organism: Malassezia vespertilionis
Lineage: Eukaryota; Fungi; Basidiomycota; Malasseziomycetes; Malasseziales; Malasseziaceae
Gene: STT3
Product: dolichyl-diphosphooligosaccharide--protein glycotransferase
Exons: 1
Coding region: 1-2208 (735 amino acids)
Biological process (GO): post-translational protein modification
Cellular component (GO): membrane
Molecular function (GO): dolichyl-diphosphooligosaccharide-protein glycotransferase activity
Source: RefSeq, a predicted model, not a curated record
AUGAUGCGCGACGAGCAGCGCAAUGUAGCGUCGCUGUUGCGCACAGUGACGCUGGUGUUGAUCAUCGGUGCGGCGGUAUCUUCGCGCCUGUUUGCAGUCGUACGAUACGAGUCGAUCAUCCACGAGUUUGAUCCGUGGUUUAAUUUCCGCGCGACCAAAGUGCUGACCGAGGAUGGAUACUACCGAUUCUGGAACUGGUUCGACCCCUCUGCUUGGUACCCCCUGGGCCGUGCGGCAGGUGGGACCGUGUAUCCUGGACUGAUGAUCACGACUGGCACGCUGUACAAUAUCCUGCACUUUUUCAACAUUCCUGUCAAUAUCCGUGAUGUUUGUGUCAUGCUCGCGCCCUUGUUUAGCGGCUUUACCGUCAUUGCUGCGUACCUGUUUACCAAGACAAUGAAGGACGAGUGUGCGGCGCUGCUCGCCGCGAUCUUCAUUGGGAUUGCGCCGGGCUAUAUUUCGCGUUCGGUGGCUGGCUCGUACGACAACGAGGCGAUUGCUAUUUUUUUGCUGCUGUUCACCUUUUACCUCUGGAUCCGUGCGAUCAAAGACGGCUCCGUGGCGUACGGCGUGCUCACCGCCCUGUUUUAUUUCUACAUGGUGGCUGCCUGGGGUGGGUACGUGUUUAUCACCAACAUGAUUCCGCUGCACGUCUUUGUGCUCCUCCUCAUGGGGCGGUACAGCGGCAAGAUUUAUGUCGCAUACUCGACAUUCUAUGCGAUAGGCGUGCUUGCGAGUAUGCAAAUCCCGUUCGUUGGUUUCCAGCCGCUACGCACGAGCGAGCAUAUGGCCGCACUUGGCGUGUUUGGUCUUCUGCAGCUGAUUGCACUCGUGGAACUCUGCCGCCGCUACGUGAACUCGAGCGAGUUCCGCAAGGUGAUGACUACGUUUGUAAUUUGCGUUGCGCUGCUCUCUUUUGUAGCGCUGGUCGGGCUCACGUACGCUGGCUUCGUUGCCCCAUGGACCGGCCGCUUUUACUCGCUCUGGGAUACGGGGUACGCAAAAAAGCACAUUCCCAUUAUUGCGUCUGUCUCGGAGCACCAGCCGCCGACCUGGACGGCCUAUUUUACUGAUCUGCACUUUCUCAUCCUCCUCUUCCCCGUCGGCAUCUUUUACCUUUUCCGCGAGCUGCGCGACGAGCAUGUGUUUGUCGUGAUCUAUGCCGUGGCAGGCUCGUACUUCUCGGGUGUGAUGGUACGCUUGAUGCUCACACUCACACCGUGUGUGUGUGUGAGCGCCGCGAUCGCUCUGAGCACGAUCCUCGAUACAUACCUCGGGCCGAGUGAUACGUUCAGCGAUACGCCGAACGAUACGCCGAACGAUACGCCGGUGCAGAAACGCAAGGCGAAGCCAACAUUGGAGCGCCCGCGCCCGCGCAUUGCAGGGCUCGAUAUACGCGUGUUUGUCGUUGGGAGCAUCAUGCUCAUGCUCCAGCUGUUUGUCCUGCACUGCACGUACAUCACCUCCUUUACAUAUUCCUCGCCGUCUGUCGUGCUUGCCUCGCAGCGAAGCGAUGGCUCCCAACUUAUCAUUGACGAUUUCCGCGAGGCAUACUACUGGCUCCACGAGAACACCGCCGAAGAUGCCAAGGUUAUGAGCUGGUGGGAUUACGGGUACCAAAUCGCUGGGUUCGCCAACCGCACCACGCUUGUGGACAACAACACGUGGAACAAUACGCACAUUGCCACCGUCGGCCGCGCCAUGUCCACGACGGAGGAAAAGGCGUACCCGAUUCUGCGUAAGCACGAUGUAGACUAUAUCCUCGUCGUGUUCGGCGGAUUGAUUGGGUACAGCGGCGACGACAUAAACAAGUUCCUCUGGAUGAUCCGCAUCUCCGAGGGAAUUUGGCCAGAGGAGAUCAACGAGUCCAAAUUUUUUACUCCACGCGGCGAGUACCGCAUCGACGACGGAGCGACAGAGACGAUGCGCGAGAGUCUUAUGUACAAAAUGAGCUACUAUCGCUUCAACGAGGUGUUCCAAGGGGGAACAAGUAUGGACCGUGCGCGCGGAACUGCAGGCCCCUCGCGCUCUCCGACGCUCGACACGAUCGAGGAGGUGUACACGAGCGAAAACUGGCUUGUGCGGAUAUAUCGUGUGAAGAAAGAAGACGCGCUUGGGCGCACGCACAAGGAUGCGAAUGCGUUUGAGCAUGGCAGGCGGCGCAAGAAGCCAGCCUUCUCGACGCAUGGCAGUGCUGUAGUGAACUAA